AUCUGUGAGGCGGCGGAUUGGGAGGAGGCGGCGGCGGGACCAGGAACUACUCCAGCUGCGGGCUGGGAGGGGACGGGGAGACGCCCGGUGUUGCUCUCUUUCUGUCUCUCUCUCCGGUCCUAUGGGGCCUUGAGGAUCCGGCCCCGGUGAGAAGAGACAGGAGGUUUCUGUGCGGGGCGCGGAGCCGGUGGGCGGAUGGAGGGUCAGGCGGCUCCGGGUGCUGGGGGUGGCGAGGAGCCCCUGAGCUCUGGCAGGAUGAACCCGAAGCGGAGCGGGCGCGCCGCGGAGGAGGAGAACCGGAACAAACCCAAGCUGAAUAUUAAAAUAAAAACUUUGGCAGAUGAUGUGCGUGACAGAAUAAGCUUCAGAAAAUCAGCAGUGAAAAAAGAGAAACCUCUCAUUCAGCAUCCUAUAGACUCUCAGCCUACUAUAAGUGAAAUCCCACUUGCCCAGGCACUUGGUGAUGAGCGUUGCAUCAACUUAUCAGAGAAAGAAGUUAUGGAUCUCUUUGAAAAAAUGAUGGAAGACAUGAAUCUAAAUGAAGAACGAAAAGCUCCUUUAAGAGAUAAAGACUUGACCACAAAACGUGAGAUGGUUGUCCAGUACAUUUCUGCAACUGCCAAAUCUAUAGUCGGAAGUAAAGUUCCGGGUGGACUGAAAAACAGCAAGCAUGAAUGCACAUUGUCCUCACAAGAAUAUAUUCAUGAAUUGCGAUCUGGAAUUUCAGAGGAAAAGCUUCUUAAUUGUCUGGAGUCUUUGAGAGUGUCUCUGACUAGCAAUCCAGUCAGCUGGGUUAACAAUUUUGGACAUGAAGGUCUUGGACUUUUGUUGGAUGUGUUGGAAAAGCUGCUGGACAAGAAACAGCAAGAAAGUAUUGAUAAGAAGAAUCAACAUAAACUUAUCCAGUGCCUCAAAGCGUUUAUGAAUAAUAAAUACGGAUUGCAAAGGAUUCUAGGAGAGGAAAGAAGUCUAUUACUAUUAUCAAGAGCAAUUGAUCCAAAGCAACCACACAUGAUGACUGAAACAGUGAAAAUACUCUCUGCUAUCUGCAUUGUGGGAGAGGAGAAUAUUCUGGGUGAUCUUUUAGGUGCUAUAACAACUGCUGCUGAAAGGCAUAACAGGGAACGUUUUUCUCAGAUUGUUGAAGGACUGAAAAACCAUGAAUUCUUACAAUUACAGGUAGCAUGUAUGCAGCUCAUCAAUGCCCUCAUCACAUCAUCAGAUGAGCUUGAAUUCAGGAUACACUUGAGAAAUGAGUUUUUACGUUGUGGCCUGAAGAAAAUAUUGCCUAGCUUGAAAGAUAAGGAAAAUGAAGAGCUUGAUAUUCAACUGAAAGUGUUUGAUGAGAACAAAGAAGACGACGUAAUUGAACUGUCACAUCGCCUCAAUGAUAUCAAAGCUGAAAUGGAUGAUGUGAAUGAAGUAUUUCAUCUGCUGUACAAUCUAUUAAAAGACACUGCUUCUGAAAAUUACUUCUUGUCAAUUCUCCAACAUUUACUUCUCAUUAGGAGUGAUUACUAUAUCAGACCUCAAUAUUACAAGAUAAUAGAUGACUGCGUAUCACAGAUAGUAUUGCCCUGCAGUGGUGUAGACCCAGAUUUUAAAAGCAGAGGAAGACUGGAUGUGGAUUUUACUCAUCUUGUUGAUGCAUGUGUGGACAAAGCUAAAGUAGAAGAGAGUGAAAAGAAAGCAGCAGAAUUUUCCAGAAAGUUUGAUGAAGAGUUCACAGCUCGACAAGAGGCACAAACAGAGCUACAGAGACGAGAAGAGAAAAUCAAAGAACUUGAAACGGAAAUCAAACAGCUACGUGCCCAGGGUCCAGGCCUGACAGGUCAACUGACAGAAGUAGGACCAGCACAUCCAACCCUAGCAAAUGAGAAUGCACCACCUCCUCCACCGCCUCCUCUGCCUGGUGGAGCAAUACCUCCUCCACCACCUCUACCUGGUGGGGCAAUACCUCCUCCUCCUCCACCACCUCCACUGCCUGGUGGAGCAAUACCUCCUCCUCCUCCACCUCCUCCACUGCCUGGUGGAGCAAUACCACCUCCUCCUCCUCCACCACCUCCUCUACCUGGUGGAGCGAUACCUCCACCACCUCCGCUACCUGGUGGAGUGGGGCCACCUCCUCCUCCUCCACCUCCUCCUCUUCCUGGUGGGGCAAUACCACCACCUCCUCCUCUUCCUGGUGGGGCAAUACCACCACCUCCUCCUCUUCCUGGUGGAGCAAUACCACCUCCUCCUCCUCUCCCUGGUGGAGCAAUACCACCUCCACCUCCACUACCUGGUGGAGCAGUACCACCUCCACCACCUCCACUACCUGGUGGAGCAAUACCUCCACCACCACCUUUUGGUGGGCCUCCAUUGCCACCACCUCUUGGAGGGAUUCCUUUUGCUCCCUUCCCGGUGACACCAGCAUUACCACAUGGGAUGAAGGAGAAGAAGAAGUAUAACCUGGAAGUCUCAAUGAAAAGAAUCAACUGGUCAAAGAUUGAGCCUCAAGAGAUAGGAGAAAACAGCUUUUGGGUAAAAGCCGAAGAAGAUAAAUUUGAAGACCCAGAACUCUUUGCAAAAUUGGCGCUUACCUUUGGAACACAAAUGAAAGCCAAGAAGGCAGUAGAGGAUUCAGAAGAAAAGAAGAUGGUUCAGUCAAAGAAAAAGAUCAAAGAGUUAAGAAUUCUGGAUGGGAAAACUGCACAGAAUUUAUCCAUAUUUUUGGGUUCUUUCCGUUUGCCUUACGAAGAAAUAAAAAAUAUAAUUUUAGAGGUUGAUGAAGAGAAACUGACUGAAUCUUUGAUUCAGAACUUAGUGAAGAAUCUUCCUGAGCAGAAAGAACUCAAUGCCUUAGCUGAAUUAAAGGAUGAAUAUAAUGAUCUUGCUGAGCCAGAACAAUUUGGAGUUGUGAUGAGUUCAGUGAAAAUGCUGCGGUCACGUCUCAAUGGGAUCCUUUUCAGGCUUAUGUUUGAAGAGCAUGUAAACAAUAUCAAACCUGACAUUAUGGCUGUUACACUGGCUUGUGAAGAGCUGAAGAAGAGUGAAAGCUUCAGUAAGCUUUUAGAGCUAGUGCUUUUCCUUGGAAACUACAUGAACUCUGGCUCCAGAAAUGCACAGUCUCUUGGUUUUAACAUCAGUUUUCUUUGCAAGAUUCGAGAUACUAAAUCAUCAGAUCAGAAAACAACUCUAUUGCAUUUUCUGGCAGAAAUCUGUGAGGAGAAUUACCGUGACAUUUUAAAAUUUCCAGAUGAAUUACAGCAUGUUGAGACUGCAAGUAAAGUUUCAGCCCAGACUCUGAAGAGCAACCUUGAUUCCAUGAACAGUCAGAUCCAGCGCCUCGAAAAGGACAUUCAGAAUUUCCCUAAAACAGAAGAUGAACAUGAUAAGUUUGUACAAAAGAUGAGCAGCUUUGCUGAGAGUGCCCGAGAGCAAUAUGAAAAAUUGUCCAUCAUGCACAAUAACAUGAUCAAAUUGUAUGAAAAUUUGGGAGAAUACUUCACCUUUGAUCCCAAAGCAAUAAGCAUAGAAGAAUUCUUUGGUGAUCUGAGCAACUUCAGAACUCUGUUCUUGGAGGCAUUAAAAGAAAACAACAAAAGAAGAGAAAUGGAGGAGAAAACAAAGAGAGCCAAACUGGCAAAAGAGAAGGCUGAAAGGGAGAAACUGGAGCGACAGAAGAAGAAGCAGCAAUUGAUUGAUAUGAACAAAGAGGGUGAUGAGACAGGAGUGAUGGACAGUCUGCUUGAGGCCUUGCAGUCAGGAGCAGCAUUCAGAGAUCGCAGGAAACGAACACCAAGAGGACAAGAUAACAGACGAGUGACUUUGGAAAGGUCUCGGUCUCGCCACAAUGGAACAAUUGCAGCUGUAUGAUUCUUCUCAUGCCAAAGAAUUAGUGAAUUGAUUUAUUUACAACUAAAUGGUUGUACUUUGAAAAGAGUUUAUCAUACAAAUUGGCAAUGAUCAUAAAGGAAUACUGGUAUUGAUUAAGUGAGGUGUAUAAAUAUUUUGUAUUUUAAAAGCUAUUGCUAAAUAAUCCACAUACUGUAUCUUAUUACCCCAACUACCAAGAUCUGUAAACAGUGUUAAACAGUAGGAUAUAUUUUAUUUUAUUUUAUUUUAUUUUAUUUUAUUUUAUUUUAUUUUUUCUUUUUUUUUUCUUUUUAUUUUUUCUUUUAAGCUGGCAACUUACAUGAAAGGAGUUGGGGACUUCUAGGUUAUGUUUUAUAUGGGUAAGAAAAUAACAAGUUUGUGGAAAGAAUACAGCUGUGGAUUCCAUUUGCAGUUCUGAUUUGAACAUGAAAGGAAGAAAUAAUAAAACUGUAUGUUAAUAAAUUCAGAGCUGAGCUGAGCUGGUCUACAUUAUCAGAAUCUUUUUUGUAACCAUAAAAAAGCAACACAUAGCCCCAGUCAGGUUGCUGAAGAUUUUAGUGUAAAGCCUGGUGGAUUCAGCUAUUUUGGCUGCAAGAAGGAUAUACCACAUAUCUACACUUUUGGUGAUAUGAUGAUGUAUAGUUACUUACCACUGCUAAGGAAAAAAAUAAAACAGAGCAUAGGAUUUUACCAAAAUUAAAUUAUAUCAAGGGCAGGAUAUGUUUUUAACUGUAUUUAAGGAGGAAUUUUUCUAAUUAUGCACUUAUAUAUUCUUUAUAGAAAUAUUUGGGGGGAGGUAUGAUUGUCCUAUUUUAAUUCUGCUUAAAUAAAAAAAAAACCUUUGUGUAGGUUUUUUGAGACAAGCUACAUUAUGAAAUUAUUCAGAACUGCCUCUGAGUUUUUCCUCCAUUUCUCAGGUAAAAUAUGGAGCAGGAUCUCUCCUGGUGGAUUUUAGUGCUGAUGGGUUAGCAGCUAAGAACAAAUUUUCUACCUGGAGCAGUAAUCAAUGAUUGCAGCAGUUUGAUUUUUGGGAAGCUCCUCCCAUUCUGCUUUGUAUACAGGGCCCUGCACUGCAGUACCUCAGGUGAGCAGUCAGUGUAGUAGCUGACACUGUCUGUGUUCUGCCACUCGAAGGGAAACUCUAGUUCUGUAGUUCCCUUCUCUCCCCAGUUGAAUGUACAGUCUGUUUGGUGUUCAGGGCAGUCUUCACCAUCCUUUUUACUGAAGGUUCAUUGCUUAUCUGGAUGUGAUGGAGGAUGUUAAGUGGGAGUUCCAGUGGAACUACUCAUCUAUUGCUCAGCUAUAAUGUUUUUAAAAGCAGGAAUACACUGUAGUAGAUGGCACUUGUUCUUAAGAUAUUACUGCUUCUCACUGAUUGAUGAAUUAUUAUGAAUACUUUCAUUGCCUGAUGUUAUGGGGAACCUUUUUUUUAAAGUUAUAUAGAGAAUAUUUGGAAGAUAAGGUGUCACAUGGUUUUCUGUGCACAAACUGCUAGCUCUAGAGGAGCCUUCAAUACUGGGGCAGUGUAACUUUGCACUACUGCUUGAGCCAAGCAUCUUUGUACAGUAGAUUCUUUUUGCUUCUCUGCUAAGAUACACUUAAGACUAUCUGAAUAGUUUGGGAUAAAUCCUCACGAUUUCAAACUACAGUAAUCAAUAUCCAAUUAUUGUAAGAAAAGAUUUAGUUCUCUUUCAAUCUAGUAUUGAAAAUUUUAUUUUUUUAAUUUUUUUUAUGGUCUUCAAAGGCAAAAAGGGGUUUGCCCAUUGCUAUAACUAUAAACAUAGGAAUGCAACUGAAGCCUAGUGAAAUGUGUGCUGUCAGGUAAUACUCUUCCUAAACUGUUUGGAAUUUUUUGCGCUUUUAGUAAGAAAUUAAAGAGUUAUAUGGUACUUCAGGAAAAAAAAAUGCAUGCAACAGGAUUCUGUCUCCUUGUUUAUCAGUAAGAGAUACAAAGAAUUCUGUCCUGGUUUGUGCAAGGUCAACAUCAAUGUUGUAUUGAAGCAUACCGUGUUAAAAUGGAAUUAUUAAAUUUACAGUUAUACAAAUGUGCUUAAUGUACAAAGCCAGUUUAAAGGGAUUAGGUUCAUAAUUUUUAUGUAAAGUUGUAAUACAAUCAACAGUGUAUUAGAAUUCAGAUUUUAAAAUUAGCAUUUUGCUGGGAUUUACAAGUAUUGGUAUAAUCUUUAUAUGUGAAAACUCAAAAGACUGCAAGAGAAUCUUUAUACUGGAGCAGGAAUUAUUAGUGCACGAGUUUUUCAUUUCCAUGGGUUUUUUGGUUUGUUUUUAAGCUGUGUGAAAGCUGACUACAGAUUAUCAAAAACCAAAUCUUAGGAAAAGAAAAAACAGUUCCAAAAUAACAUCACCACCUGAUGCUUCUAUUUUGCUACUAUUUUUUUCAUAUUUGAAACAUUUAUAUAAUUUAAUGGACAUAUCUGUUAGAACAAAAGUGUCUUUCAAAGGAAAACUAGUUUAGAAGGUAAUUUAUGUAAAUAUAGGGUGCUCGUAUUUAUGAAGUCUAAAAUAUUUUCUGAAAUUGAUGCUGGUCACUUUGUCUUUUGAUAGUUUUUCAGUCUAUAUUGAAUUGCAGAUAUUUUUAAUGUUUUUAUUAUUGAUCUAAUUUUCAGAGGUGUCACAUGUUUAUCUAGAAGUGUAGAAGAGUAGCACCUUUUUCAGAAAUGCACUUGCCUUAUUUUCUAAUUUUAAAAAAUGAAAUAUAUCAGUUAAAUUAUAUUUGUAUUCAAAGUAAGCCCAGAAAGAAAAUCGCUGGAGGGUUCAUACAUAAAUUUCUUGCUAAUUAUGUUUCACUAUAUGUCCUCUGAGACAUUACAUUAACAAUAUACCAGCACAUCUGUUUGCAUUCACAUUUUACCAGUUACAAGUACUGAAGAGAGGUUGUUUUUUUUUUUAAUGAUGUUACACUGUUUACAUUUCUUAGUUUAUUUAAGAGGAAGAUAAUCUUACCUUUUCAAUGAAUUGAACUAAAUUUGCAAUUGACAUGGGAAUUAAAUUUUUUAAUCAUAUACAAAUAUACAUCUCUGUUGCUUAACUACUGGCUGUACAGAUCAGAAAUGUAAAGACACUAGACAUUUUUUGCUCAAGUUUUAUGCAGUUUACUGAAAAAAAAAAUGUGCAACACAGUUUGUCUUGUAUGUUUGUUUGUGAUUCAACAAAUAUCCUUUCCCAGAACAUAAGUGAUGUUUGGUUUAAGUGUUAACCAUAUUAUGAACUGAUGUGAAAGCCAAAACAAAAUUAGUGCCUCAGAGGGCAUUGACUAACAGCUUCAGGAAGCAUUCCCAGAAAUAAUAAUAAUAAACAUAAUUUGUUCUGGUUUUAGACAGCCAUGGUCAAUAUGAAAAAUGUUAUCUAAAAAUUAUCUGUUCUUUCUUGAACAUUCAGAGACAAAAGUAAGCAAUCUCCUAGUUCCCUUCUGUAACAUGCAAAUAGUUAUGAAUAUCUGUAUAUUUCCUCGGUUUUGUGUGUGGUAUAUGUACUACCUCAGACAAAUGCUGUAAAAACCACAAUGUGUUCAUGGUUUCUAUCCAAACCACAGUUCAUCAGUGACCUACCUUAUAAUCAUCCCACUAUACACAAAUGUUUUGCAAAACUCUGAGAAUCUGGCUGAAUUUUCGGUUUGACUUUGGAAAUUCUCCUCUAGCUUUCCUUAAGAAAACUUCUGCAUCCCUCAGGCAAAUCCUGCUUUGAUGGAUGAACUGAGUACUUCCUAUACCGAGAAUGAUCUCACUGGUAAAUAUGUCAAGCUGGUACUAGUUCCGUGGGAGCAAACUUACCUAUAGAUGUAAAUUGCUUCUUAUCCAUUAAGCAGAGGCUUGGCUGAAUCAUACUUCAAUGUUUGCCUUUGAAUUGCUGAGAGGUCAGGCAUGACAAAUGCCAUAAAGCAACAAUGUAAAGCCCACCUCUCCUGUGCCAUACUGUACCUGCAAGUUAUUAAUCUUAAAAUACAUAUUGUAAGAAACCUCUCCAUCUCUCCUGCAGUAUCUACACACACACCCACGCAUGCACACAAAAUGUAAAUAAAUGAAAUCAAAGCAUUUUAAAGCCAAAUCCCUCAGCUUCAGGUGUCUCUAUUUCAGAUCACAUAUUGCUUUUGUGCACAAAAAAAAAGGGAGUUGGUGUAAGCCUGUGAAUUCUGCAGUCCUGCAAGCUGUCACUCAGCACCCACUGAUGUCAUUAGAAGAAUGCUAAAGGAGAAGGAUGUUCCUGUAGUGCUGCUUUUAGCACUGUUGAGGUGAUACAUAUGCCACAGAAUGUGAACAAUGACCUAUUACAGUUUAGUCAUCUGCUGUCAUGCACCAUUUGGUUUUUCUUUUGGAAGUCACAUGACUCCUGAUGCCAAAAAAAAAGAAAAAACAAAAAGUGACAAAACUCAUGCAUUUCUAUUUUUUAAACAGCUUUGUGUUUGUAUGUAAUGUUUAAAAUAGGAAUUUGAUGAAAUCACAGCCUGGCCAUUGUUAAUCCAUGUAUUCUGAAAACUGUAAUAAAGAUCUACAUAACGUGA
Calypte anna (Anna's hummingbird) is the source of this 8374-nucleotide messenger RNA. It is a transcript of the gene DIAPH2, whose product is annotated as diaphanous related formin 2. The transcript is spliced from 28 exons. Gene Ontology annotation, molecular function: actin binding; microtubule binding; small GTPase binding. Gene Ontology annotation, biological process: actin filament polymerization; actin cytoskeleton organization. The record is from RefSeq and is a predicted model, not a curated record. Gene Ontology annotation, cellular component: cytoplasm; actin filament. NCBI's taxonomy places the organism in Eukaryota, Metazoa, Chordata, Aves, Apodiformes, Trochilidae. Bases 196 to 3858 code for a protein of 1220 amino acids.